AGGUGCGUAAUUUUUUCUUCACGCGUUAAUUCAUUUUCCCUCCCAAGUUCCAACCAUUCUCUCUUGACCGUCGUAACCAAGAAAAGCAACAGCAGAUAGAGAGAGAGAGAGAGAGAGAGAACAAUCGAGCAGGAAACAAGACAGAGUUUAGAAUCGAGUUUUGAGGAUCAAGGAGGAAGAAUCGGUGGUUUUAGAGAGAGGAGUUUGAAGCUGGUGGAGCUGUAGAGUGAUUGAAAGUGGCUGAGGAAGUGAAGGGAAGUGAAGGAAAGUGCAAGAAAGAGAGAUUGAAGAAGAGGGAUGAAACACAUUUUCAAGAAGUUUCAUAUAGGAAGCAAUCACGAGCCGAAUCGGUCCAACGAGAAUCCGUCGCCUGUAGCAGCAGCGUCGUCUUCACCAUGUGUUUCUGAUAAUCGUCCUGCAACUGCUCUGGGUCAGACUUCCGGUAACUCUCCCCCCAGUCCUUCAUCGUCGCCGUCGCUGGCAACAACUUCUCCAGGGGGUGGAAGUGUAACCCAGGUUUCGGUGCCCAAUCGGUCUGAUUACUUUUCUUCAGAGGAGGAGUUUCAGGUUCAGCUUGCCCUAGCUAUUAGCGCAUCGAAUUCGGACUUCCGGGAUGAUCCGGAGAAGGAUCAAAUUCGAGCUGCGACACUUUUGAGCUUGGGAAAUCAUCGGAUUGAUUCUACUUCCAGGGACCAGGGAGAUGCUGCCGAGGUGCUCUCGAGACAAUAUUGGGAAUACAAUCUGCUUGACUAUGAAGAAAAAGUGGCCAAUGGGUUUUAUGAUGUCCUUUCUACGGAUUCAGCAGUCCAAGGAAAAAUUCCAUCGCUAUCUGAUAUUGAAGCAAGCUUUGGUAGUUCUGGCUUUGAAGUUGUGAUGGUCAAUAUGACUGUUGAUCCUGCACUAGAAGAGCUAGUGCAAAUUGCUCAAUGUAUUGCAGAUUGCCCUGGGACUGAGGUCAGGGUUUUGGUUCAGAGGCUUGCCGAGCUUGUUAUGGGACAUAUGGGGGGACCUGUAAAGGACCCCCAUUUUAUGCUAGCCAGGUGGAUGGAAAGAAGCACAGAGUUAAGGACUUCUCUUCACACCAGUGUAUUGCCUAUCGGUUCCAUUAAUAUUGGCCUCUCAAGACAUCGUGCAUUGCUUUUCAAGGUGUUAGCUGACAGUAUCAAGAUGCCUUGUAGGCUUGUUAAAGGUAGUCACUAUACUGGUGUUGAAGAAGAUGCUGUCAACAUUAUAAAAUUGGAGGAUGAAAGGGAGUUUUUGGUUGAUCUAAUGGGAGCUCCUGGAACACUUCUACCAGCAGACACUGUUAAUGCAAAGGACACUACUAACUUUAAGCCUUACAACCCUAAAGUAAGCAGAAUUCCUUCUCUUCAUCACUCCAAUGAUGUUGGAAUUUCUUCUGCGAGGCCAACAUUGGGACAUGAGGAAGGCAGCAGUCAGAACUUUGGAGCAGAGGCCAUCUCACUGAUUGAUGGGAAACUGAGCUAUGGAAGGACAGAGUCUGUGCCAUCAAGCUCAGGUACUGGGACUUCUCGACACAAAGGGGCCCAUUUUGGUGACGGUAAUGUUCGACUGAAUGUCAAUGUAGUUCCAUUUGGUCAAAGUUCCGAGGAUUCCAAAAAUCUUUUUGCCGAUCUUAAUCCUUUCCAAAUAAGAGGAACUGGAAAAAGUUUCAUGCCUAACAAGUUCUCAGAUAAUAAAAGUGAGGAGCUCCAGAAACCUACUAUUGGGCAUCCUCCUGUACCAUUAUGGAAAAAUCGGGUUGCUUUUAAUGCAGUUCCCAAUAAAAAUGAGUAUGAUUAUAUGGAGGGCCGUUUUCCAAGAAUUAGCCGUGCACCUAAUGAUCACAAUAUGGCAUUAUCUUCUUCCAACUCGACUGUCUCUGAAAAUGUUAAACCUGGAGGUUCAGGAACAUCUAAUGAUUUGAUUGCAUCGGUUAGAAGUGCUGAAGUUGGAAGUUCUUCAUCAAAUAUGAACACACAGCUGGCAUCUUCAAUGAUUGAGCCUAAUAUUUUGCCCUUGAUUGACGAACAGAACAGAAAGUCCAAUGGAGAACGUUCUGGAAAUACAGACAUGGAGGACGAAAAGGUAGAUGCUGUUGAUGGACGAGACAAUUUAAUCAGAUUUGAUAACCGUAGAAAGUUCACAUACGAUAGAUCUGUUGGAACCAAUUUGAUAUUGAAGGAUCCGGGAAGUCCUAGCCCGUUGGUCAAUCCAAGUUCAAAUAGGUUUGAGCAAGUUUAUGACGAUGUGGACGUAGGUCAAUGUGAAAUCCAAUGGGAGGACCUCGUUAUUGGUGAAAGGAUCGGACUAGGUUCAUAUGGAGAAGUCUACCAUGCUGAUUGGAAUGACACCGAGGUUGCUGUGAAGAAGUUCUUAGACCAGGAUUUUUCUGGUGCUGCUUUAGCUGAGUUCAAAAGAGAAGUAUUGAUAAUGCGGCAGCUGCGUCAUCCGAACAUUGUUCUUUUUAUGGGUGCUGUCACUCGUCCUCCCAACCUUUCCAUUGUUACUGAGUUUCUUCCGAGAGGAAGCUUGUACCGGAUCAUUCACCGUCCAAAUUGUCAAAUUGAUGAAAAGCGCAGAAUAAAAAUGGCCCUGGAUGUGGCAAGGGGCAUGAAUUGCUUGCAUACAAGUAAUCCAACAAUUGUUCACCGAGAUCUGAAGUCACCAAAUCUUUUGGUUGAUAAGAACUGGAAUGUGAAGGUGUCAGAUUUUGGGUUGUCACGCCUAAAGCACAAUACAUUUUUAUCAUCCAAAUCAACUGGAGGAACGCCUGAGUGGAUGGCACCAGAAGUUCUUCGGAAUGAGCCUUCAAAUGAGAAGUGCGAUGUUUAUAGCUUUGGAAUCAUUCUAUGGGAACUUGCUACAUUGAGACUGCCUUGGAGUGGGAUGAAUCCUAUGCAAGUUGUUGGUGCUGUAGGUUUCCGUAAUCUACGACUCGAAAUACCCAAGGAAGUGGAUCCCACGGUUGCUAGAAUAAUCAGGGAAUGCUGGCAAACUGAUCCAAACCUGCGCCCCUCAUUCUCACAAUUAGCCAACAUUCUGAAGCCACUGCAGCGGCUCGUCCUGCCACCACAUUCGGACCAGCCAAGUUCGUCAGUACUGCAAGAGAUCUCUGUAAAUUCUACACCUUAGAUUGAUAUGGCUCAUUUUUCUCAAGUGUGAAUAAGGAAACUUCUUUUUGCUUUUUCCCUUGAGUGGGGCUGUAUUGUAUAUUUUUGAAAUGUAAAAACAAAGUAUUUAAAGAAAAGAAAAAGAAGAAAAAAAGGUCGUAGAGGUACAUAACAUGGAUAAAAAUGUAACGCUGUUGCUACAAAAAGACGGUAGCUCCAUAUUUUGUUUUUGUACAGUCGCCUGCUAUUGGUUUGUGCUCAAGAAAUGAGGCUUUGUUCUCUUUCACCCUUCAAUAAUGAACAUGAAUCGAAUGGAACUUUUUGUUUUGCAA
Cucumis melo (muskmelon) is the source of this 3445-nucleotide messenger RNA. Its product is annotated as serine/threonine-protein kinase EDR1. Gene Ontology annotation, molecular function: ATP binding; protein kinase activity. NCBI's taxonomy places the organism in Eukaryota, Viridiplantae, Streptophyta, Magnoliopsida, Cucurbitales, Cucurbitaceae. Gene Ontology annotation, biological process: protein phosphorylation. The transcript has 14 exons. The record is from RefSeq and is a predicted model, not a curated record. The coding region runs from base 298 to 3135 and encodes 945 amino acids.